AUGAAUAACAUUAGAAAUUCUGCUAAGGAGUCAUCACUUCAGUUCAAGAAAGAUUUUGAUCAAGAGAACAAUAUAUUGAAUUUCUACUUUGCGGAAGAAUAUACUGUGUAUAAAAGGUGA
This is a messenger RNA of Funneliformis mosseae, 120 nucleotides long. The record is from the annotation of a GenBank genome assembly. Lineage: Eukaryota; Fungi; Glomeromycota; Glomeromycetes; Glomerales; Glomeraceae.